Populus euphratica (Euphrates poplar) is the source of this 1806-nucleotide messenger RNA. Its product is annotated as Polymerase/histidinol phosphatase-like protein. Gene Ontology annotation, molecular function: 5'-3' DNA exonuclease activity; 5'-3' RNA exonuclease activity. Lineage: Eukaryota; Viridiplantae; Streptophyta; Magnoliopsida; Malpighiales; Salicaceae. The record is from RefSeq and is a predicted model, not a curated record.
CAUCCUCUUCAACGAAACAAAGAACCACUUUUCAUUUCCCUUCUUUACCAUCGUCUCCUAAAAAAAAUCCCAAAUAUAUUUUUAUAUAUAUAAAUUAUUAGCACGCAUGGUUUAGAAGUAUCCUCUUGUGUGGGGGAUUGGUUGAAACAGCAAAAGCCGAACUCGAAAGAUUCAAGAAGCCUAAAGAAGGCUGCCCAUUUCUUCUCUCCAUAAAGGGUAAGAGAGAGAGUAGAUUUUGUGUGGGAUUCUGUCUCUUUCGUUAUGGUGGAUGAUGGUUUUUUGAACGCUUCUUCUAAUUGCAAUGGCAACCAAGAGAGCCCAAGAAAAACAAAAGAUAUUAAUAAGAAGAAGAAGAAGAAGAAGAAGCGUGGCGGGAGCAAGAAGAAGAUGACUGUUGAGCAGACCUUGGCUUCCAAAUCUGUCAGCGAAUGGGUUUACUUGGAUCGGAAAGUGGUUGCUGAUGAUUUCGAUUUUGGAGUGCACAAGACUCUGAUGAUGAGGAGAGAAGACAAGGUUGUCUUUGAAUUGCAUACUCAUUCCAAGUUCAGUGAUGGCUUCCUGUCUCCUUCCAAGCUUGUGGAGCGAGCUCAUGGAAAUGGGGUGAAAGUUCUUGCUCUCACUGAUCAUGACACAAUGUCUGGUAUACCUGAAGCUACAGAAGCAGCUCGCAGAUUUGGCAUCAAGAUAAUCCCAGGUGUUGAAAUAAGCACAAUGUUCUCUCCAAGAAAUCCUGAAGCAGAGGAGCCAGUGCACAUCCUGGCAUAUUACAGCAGCGGUGGGCCAACUAGGUCUGAUGAAAUGGAAAAGUUCUUGGCUAACAUAAGAGAUGGUCGUUACCUUCGUGCAAAGGACAUGAUCUUGAAACUCAAUAAACUCAAGUUGCCUCUUAAGUGGGAGCACGUUACUAGAAUUACAGGAAAAGGAGUUGCUCCUGGAAGACUGCAUGUGGCUCGAGCUAUGGUUGAAGCAGGCUACGUAGAGAACCUGAAACAAGCUUUCGCUAGAUAUCUGUAUGAUGGUGGACCUGCUUAUUCCAAAGGAAAUGAGCCUCUUGUAGAGGAGGCAGUACAAUUGAUAUGUGAAACGGGGGGUGUUGCUGUGCUAGCUCAUCCUUGGGCAUUGAAAAACCCUGUUGCAAUAAUACAAAGGUUGAAAGAUGCAGGUCUUCAUGGGAUGGAGGUUUACAGAAGUGAUGGCAAACUGGAUGUAUACAGUGACCUAGCAGAUGCUUAUGGUCUUUUGAAGCUAGGAGGCUCAGAUUAUCACGGAAGAGGUGGAAAUAAUGAAUCUGAACUAGGAAGUGUUAACCUCCCAGUAAUUGCUUUGCACGACUUCCUGAAGGUAGCACGUCCCAUCUGGUAUGGUGCCAUAAAAGAUAUUUUCGAGAGAUAUGCUGAGGAGCCCUCUGAUUCGAAUCUAGCAAGGAUAACAAAGUUUGGGGGAGCAAGGAUUUUAAAGGGAAAUUCCCCAUUGAGUUGUGGGAAGGACUUGAUUGAUCGUUGCUUAUCCUCGUGGUUAACAACUGAGGAGACGCAGACAGCCGAGUUUGAGGCCAUUAAAUUAAAGCUCUCCUGUGUCACGAUUAAUCAAGGGGGACUCGCGUUCCUAUAGAGAGCCACUAACUCAAGCGGAGAUGUUUCCUUUUGCCACUGUCAAAAAAAGGAGAGAAUUAUUUCCUUUUGCCAAUUUUUCAUGCUCAAGUGAUCAGGUUAUUAUCCAUUUUUUGUUUUAAUUGAUUACGCUUUUAACUGGAAUAUUUAUGAAUGCAUUAUCUUAAGUAGUGUCUGAUAGAACAAUGUUAUAGAA